This is a messenger RNA of Mizuhopecten yessoensis (Yesso scallop), 719 nucleotides long. RefSeq names its product caveolin-1-like. The coding region runs from base 78 to 476 and encodes 132 amino acids. The record is from RefSeq and is a predicted model, not a curated record. Gene Ontology annotation, biological process: caveola assembly. NCBI's taxonomy places the organism in Eukaryota, Metazoa, Mollusca, Bivalvia, Pectinida, Pectinidae. Gene Ontology annotation, molecular function: molecular adaptor activity. The transcript has 2 exons. Gene Ontology annotation, cellular component: caveola.
UUCGAUUCUUUUUUCAUUGUUCAUUACUUGUAGUCAUUCUCUUUAUCUGUGCGGAUAAGACGACAGUAUAUCCAGCCAUGGAGGAACAAUCCCCAGUCGAUCUGGAGAACAGAGAUAUCAACUCUCUUAAUUCAUCUAUACAGGUUGCCUUUGAAGAUGUUUUGGGAGAACCAGAUACGACACAUAGUAUCGACUGUGUCUGGAAAAACAGCUACUCAUGUUUCAAUUGUGGAAAGAAUUGUUGCUACAAGUUCAUGAGUACGCUGUGUGGUAUUUGUAUCGCGCUUUACUGGGGAUGCGAGUUCGCCAUGAUCACGUUUCAGAUGGUGUGGUGCUGUACACCCUCUCUCAAGGUCCAUACCAUCAUGCUCGGCAUUUGCCAACGUUUCUUCGGAUCAUGUAUCCAGUGCUGCCUUGCUCCUCUCUGUGAAACCAUGGGAUUAUGUUUCAGUAAUAUCACUAUUAAUAAAAAGUGAGGAGACGUUGUUUCAUGAGUUUAGUAACUCGAUAGACUAAUCAACCUACUUUGUGCUAUAUGGCAAUCAAAAGACUGUGAUACUGACUGAUUUCGACAGGGAUCUGCAAUUGAGUCAAUCAUGUUUUUACAAACACUUGAUACUUCUGGGAAAUAUUCAAUGAACUAUUUAUAAAUCAUCUGUUAAUAUUCUAAAGACAUUGCUGCAUUUCUUUUACAAUAAAAUAUUUGUUUAUAUAUUUAU